Messenger RNA from Carcharodon carcharias (great white shark), 2715 nucleotides. It is a transcript of the gene bet1, whose product is annotated as Bet1 golgi vesicular membrane trafficking protein. The record is from RefSeq and is a predicted model, not a curated record. The coding region runs from base 223 to 558 and encodes 111 amino acids. The transcript is spliced from 4 exons. Lineage: Eukaryota; Metazoa; Chordata; Chondrichthyes; Lamniformes; Lamnidae. Gene Ontology annotation, cellular component: SNARE complex; Golgi trans cisterna. Gene Ontology annotation, molecular function: SNAP receptor activity. Gene Ontology annotation, biological process: vesicle fusion with Golgi apparatus; endoplasmic reticulum to Golgi vesicle-mediated transport.
GUUGGAGACUGGAGCGUGAACAAGAACGCGGUGCCGGCCAGUGGACUGCACAAGGUUCUCCCAGCAUGCCGGCGCGCGCUCAGCACCGCCCCACUUCAGGCUCACUGAUGUCGUGGCGCUGAAAGGAAGCCAGGGACCAUAGUUCAGCAAACAACAGGCUCCCUGCCUACACUUGCAUACCUAGAGUGACAUCGUCAUUAAAUAAAUCGGAUUGCCGGAGAAAUGAGACGUGCGGGUUUGGGGGAAGGAUCUCCUGCCUACACUGGAAGUGGUUACAGUGUGUAUGAAGAGGAAAAUGAUAAAUUAACAGAGAGCCUUCGAGAAAAAGUGACAGCAUUAAAAUCACUUUCCAUUGAUAUUGGAACUGAAGUUAAAUAUCAUAAUAAACUCCUGGAUGAAAUGGAUACAGGAUUUGAAUCCACAGGAGGACUAUUGGGAGCCACCAUGGGUAGACUCAAACAUUUAUCUCGUGGGAGCCAAGCAAAAUUGAUAUGCUACUUGAUGCUAUUUGCAUUUUUUGUAUUCUUUGUGCUUUACUGGGUUAUUAAACUGAGGUGAAAUAAAUUUGUACCACUCCAAUAUUUGGAUCUAACUCAUUACAUACAACUAAGAAAUAGAAACUGGACAUUUUCUAGCAUAAUUCAGGUAUAAUUGGUCUUAAAAACUUUAAGAGAAUGAUAUUGCAUUCAUUUUGUAGACCAUAGUUUCAUGUUGUGCCAUUCUCACUGGUUGCUAAUCAAAUCAAAUUUUCAUGUUUAUGAAAGAAAAUCAGUCAUGGUAUAAUUCUGACAUUGAAAAGUAGUUUUGCUUAUUUUCUUGUGGCAAGUGAACUGCUGUGUGUUGGUUGUGUAAUAGUCUUUAAAGAUGGUGAAGAAUUAAAUAAGAAAUUACAUUUUUAAGUGUUAACCAAUUAACAAUUCAAUUUUCUAAUCGUAAAUUAGUCUAAUUAACAAUUUUCUAAUUUCCACAAGUUGGAUUUAAACAUUUAAUGGUGAUGCAGCAGACUGGUACAUUAACAUGCAAUGCAACACAGUAGUGAAAGAUGUGGCCAUUUCUAUAAUGCUACAUGUCACUUCUUGUCAAAGCCUGGCCAAGUUGUCCUGGAAUUGAGGUGGGGGGUGUGGAGGAAGGGAAGCCAGUUAGAGCCAAAUCACCUUUUGACACUCGUGGAUCUCACUUUUAUUACUACUACCCCUUUAAUAUCUUUGAAUCCUACUCACAAGUUUUGAUAUUUUUUUCUUUUGCCUCACAGCAGCCUGUGAGAUUUCCUAACCUUGUUUUGAGGCAACAUUGAAAUUUCAUUUCAGUAACUUCUGUUCCUCAAAUGGCCUUUAAACUGAGAAGUGAAACACGCGACCCACAGCCAGACCACCUUAUCAAGCUGCUUUUAUACAAUUUUCUGGAGACAGUGCAGCACAGGUUGCUUCUACUAUCUAGGAUCGGUAACUUAUGUGGUGCAAGUUGUUGAUACUCCAGCAUACUGUAUCAGCUUUCUGCAAAAAGAUUAGCUUUGUAAAAAUAAGACAAACUUCCUUAAAGGAAUAUUGUUAUACAUAAUUAUUGUUUACAUUUUUGUAAAGAAUGCUGCUUUACUAUUUGAGAGACCAGUAGUUGAGAUGUGGAGUGAAGUAUUAGAAGUUCCAGAAUGAUCGUGGAAAUGAAUGGGUGCGGUCAGACAACAGAUGUAAGGUGCACUCCGAUAGGGAGCAAUGCUCCUGUGGACAUCCUGUGGGUAGUUGGAUACCUGAGAGCAGGCUGAUUGAUUGUCCUUUUGCAAAAGAAUGAUACCUUGAAGCCUGAAGGUGACAGCAAGUGAACAGUAGCAAAGACCACUUCUGUUGUUUUCCAAGAGGAUAUACAUUUUAAGGGGCUUUUCAUGAUUUGUGCCAGCUCCAUUUCUACCAGCUUUAUUUUUUACUAAUUUUAAAAUGCUUUGGCAGGUCUUGAAUUUUAAUAUUUAGUGAGCAAUAGUUUUUAGAAUUUCUCACUGAUAUUUAUGGGUGGAUAAAAGGCAGUUGUGGAAGUUUAAAAAGUACAUAUUUAAGUGGGAGGCCUUCAGAGGAAGGGGCGCUUAACUUUCCAGUCUUGUUGAUAUGCUUUAUUUUAAAAUCUGAGGUACUCACUUUUUCUGUCAGUAAGAGAUGGAUCAGGUCCAUUGUAACUCAGAUUAUCAGUAACUCCACCAAUCCAUGAUCCAGUUGAAUCAGCACCUGAGGUAACUAAUUAUCUUGUAGAAUUUAACCCUACAGUAGUUGGAAAUAUUUACUAUUUUCUUGAAUACUGUGUAAUUUUACUUUUAAAAUAAAAAUAUUCUUCGGAAUGACUUUAAAAUCUCUAGUAUAACAAGAGUGCUGAAGUUCUUUAAUGGGUUAAUUUCAAUGCUGAAGCAUGGGUUUGUAUCGCCUCUCUGGUAUUUGUAAGGAUAUUGAUAGAAUUAUGUAGGAGGUUUCACCUCAGUCCUAUUUGGGCAUUGUCCAAAGCACAAACUGCCAAUAAUUCAACAUCAUUUGGCAGUUUCACUCAGAUUGAAGUAGGAGGAUCUACAAAUUAUGAUUUUAGAAUUUUCUCAUGAAAUGUAAUUUUACAUGUUUAAAAUUCUGGGCUAUGAUAGCAAUUUAGAAACCUUUUUUAUUAAGAGUUGUUAAAUUGUUAUCUGUAAUCAAAAAGUAUAAGCUAAAGUACUUUUUCCCAAUGAAUUAAAAUUGAUGGAUUUUG